Messenger RNA from Eufriesea mexicana, 3418 nucleotides. RefSeq lists its product as uncharacterized. The record is from RefSeq and is a predicted model, not a curated record. NCBI's taxonomy places the organism in Eukaryota, Metazoa, Arthropoda, Insecta, Hymenoptera, Apidae. The transcript is spliced from 7 exons. Bases 41 to 3418 code for a protein of 1125 amino acids.
GAUACAUUGGAUCUCUGUUUUAAUUUAAAUCGAUCUGAAGAUGUCCUGCGUGGGAAUGUCCUGUUACGGGGAUGGCUUCCGCUUGGCUGGUCCCGCAUCGGAAUGCUCACUUAGGAGCAAGGCUCGUAUCGAUGCCCUUUUCGAGGACUCGAGGUCGAUUUACGGGUCCAACAUUGGCGGCUGGUACGGAGGAGUGUCCACCAUGAACUCGAACCAUCUGGAGGACAUCGGGGCGGACGAGCAGAGAAGGGUGAACAGUGCCGUGCAGGCGCGGAUUGAGGCGAUGUUCGCCUCCGUGGAGGCUGAAAGCGGAACACCCGGGGACUGCGCCGCCGCGAUUUUACCGGUGAAGUAUAUGGGGGCAGCUCCUGUAGGUGGUCGCGUGGCGAGCGUCCGAGGUCUUCAGGAGCCUCUACGUCAGCUCCUGGAGAGAAUCGAGUGCGCCACGAGGGCAGAACUCGAAGUUUCUAGACGGGGACUGACCUUCCGCACGGCAGACACCUCCGAGAAGAACAAUCCCUUCCGUAGGAUCGCUGUGUGGAGCGCGUUGAGGCUUCGAAGUAAACGUAUGCCAUUAGGAGAACUGCAUCACGCUUUCUUACCGUUGGUCGGCGAUCAUGACCAGAGUCAGACAGGCGAGGAAAAGCACGCGGACCUAUACAGAACGAUGCGUGGCUUGAAGACAACGGCGGAACAUUAUCCACCCAUAUUCGCGGUAGUAAUGCGACGACCAGGUGCCACCAGGUUGCUAGAAUGCCACGCAUUUUCCUGCGAUACGGAAGAGGAUGCAGUAGCUGCUGCAGCAACUCUCUACAGGGCACUUUUGGCUGAUCUGGAUGCGAAUCGGCGUCGUCCAAGGCACACGAACGGCGUCGGUUGUGUAAGUCUAGCUUCAGUUGCCUCCAGUGUUAGGGAACCCAGUCCAAGUAGCCGAAUCAGCACCAUGAUGAACGUCCUGAAAGCAGAAGCUGUUAAAUCGAAUCCACCGCAUCCUGUUAGGCCUCCACGAACGAAGAAAACUUCAGUUUCUAGCUGUAUAACCGAAGAUGAAACUGGGAAAUCAUUAGAGUUACAAAAGACACCCAGGAGGAAGAAAAAGAAUUCCGAUAUCAAGGCGGAAGAUAUUUUGGAGGCUCGAGGGAGGAGAAAAGAAGUUACCUCGAAGGAAAAAGUCAGUCCUGUUGUUCAAAGUUUUAGUUCUAUCCAGAAGAAUUUCGAUUCGAGGGUAUCCAAGAAGGAGGAACGACAGAACUCGAAAAACAAGACGUUUGGAAGUAAAAAAGAAUCGACUACUCCUGAGAAAAUUGAAAUAGGGAAAUCUGAGAACAAGAUUUAUGAACUUGGGAUUAACGGGUUUUAUGAGACAGUUUCUAAUAGAUACGAGAAGCUCCCUGUGAUUGGAAAAAUGGAAAAAUGCGAAGGUCCAGGGAAACAGAGUCCGAUUAAGGAACCAGAAGAUGUUAAGGAGAAAAUUUACGAGAAGAAUCAUGGAUCUUAUGAUUUGAAUUCUUCAAGGGAUACGCCCAAGAGUCUCGGCGUACACACACCAAGACCAGAUGUUUUGAUCUACGACAGGAUCGAGAAGUUAGGUUGUAAGAGCGAAGAAAACUCACUGUAUGAACGAGCCUGUAAGAGAGGUAGCAAGGAGACGCUCUAUGAAGAACAUUUUAAAGACGUGGAUAAGAUAUACAGUCUUGCUCAGGAGGAUAUUUACAGCGGUAGAAGCAGUAAACUAGAAAGAGAAAAGAUAAGAAGUUCCCAAGAGGAUAUUUUCUUCGGUAGAUCUUGUAACAGUGAUCUUUAUCAACUAAAUCAGCAGACUCGUGGAGAUUUAAUAUACGCGGAACGAAAAAGGUCGAAGGACCAAGAAAAAGCUACGUCUGGAAGACGAGUGAGUAGAGUAGUUACCAUGGACAAGCCCCUGAAGAAACACUUGAGCGAUUCCACGUCGAAUUUGGACAUGCCAGAGUACAAUCAGCCUAGAGUUAGGAAGAGGAGUAGGGCUGGCAGCGAACCACCUGUUAGUAGGUCCGAGGAUGCGAUGAAAAUUCUUCAGGAAACCAGAUUAAAGAGAUCUCAAAGCGACGUAGACGUUGAUCGAGGAGAUUUGAUGACAAGGGUCGAGUUACCUCGAAGAGGAAGUUUUUUAAACCCUGGCAGUGCUAGGAGGCCUAACAGCAUCAAAGGUGGUACUCCUCUAGGAUUCACGGAAUUGUUUGACGAGUUCAGAAACCAAGAAGGUCUGACCAGUGUCGAUGAUAUCUUGGCAGCUAUUAUCGAUCCUGAAGGAAUGUCCUUUAACGACUUGAAACCCCUGUACAAAGAGUUCUUGUUGAAAUUGGCGGCGACGUUGACGCAGGAUGAACUAUACCAGAGGUCAGCCAGCAUAAUGAGGAGGCGCCGCAGGCCGCAGCGAAGACGAUCGAGUCGUCGAACCUGCCUAUUGGGCAGGGCUAUUAAGAGGUCGGUGUCGAGGCUGAAGGGUGGCCCGACGGAAUUCACUUCCGUUAUCUUUCCUGCGAGGAGACUAAACGAUAGUUUCGGUAGUAGUUCUUCUUGCGACGCCAGAAACAAUCACGGGAACCGUGUAUUGGCUAACAGACUGGGAAAAAGGAAGUCUUCAUGGAGGACUAGUAAAAACGGAGGCUGUCAUACUACUUCCGAGGACAGUGAUACGUGUAGGAGACUAAAUCGAAGCGCAGGCGCUGCCGCGAACAGAAGCAGCAGCGGCUAUGUGAGUUGCAGCGAAUGCAGCUACGAUUCCGAGUCCUGUACCUGCAUAUCGGCGGAUAAGUGUUACUGCUCGCUGUCCAGGAGAGUGCCAGCACAGCCCCAUGUGCCUCCGAAUACAGUGGUAUGCGCCUGUGACACCGACAGCUGCUCUGAAAGCAAUAAAUGUUACUGUGCCCGACAGCCGAUCCGACCAACCAUAUUGGAGCAGUUGAGGCAGAGGGGCAUCGUGCCCUCUGAGAGCACCCUCAGCCGAGCCGGAAGUCCGGACAGAGCUCGAGCGACGAAGACCGGCAGAAGUCGAACGCCCUCCCAAGGUUUGGAUGUACUCAAGAAGCAGUCGUCGUCAAGCUACGGCAGUUCGAACAACCUCGCCCUGGAUUACGACUUGUUCAAUCCAGGACGAAAGUCUCAGCAGUCCUCGGACAGUGAAAAGGUGCUAGUUGUUAGUGCCAGAGACACACAGGGCCGUUUGGUAUACGUCGGUGGCGCAGAAAGGGACAAGAAAUGUCUUUCCCACUGUUCCAAUCGAUCUGGAGCUCAUCACGAAGCUCUCUCAAUUAAGAAAAGUGCAGAGAUUGCAGCCAUCUUCGGAGCUGACUCAAACAGGAUCAGUAGGAGAGCCAGUAAUGCCUCCAGCAUCAAGAGUUCUAUCAGUCUGGAAGCUGGUUUAGGAUAUUUACCGUGA